Molecule: messenger RNA, 930 nt
Organism: Phanerochaete carnosa HHB-10118-sp
Lineage: Eukaryota; Fungi; Basidiomycota; Agaricomycetes; Polyporales; Phanerochaetaceae
Exons: 7
Coding region: 31-822 (263 amino acids)
Biological process (GO): ubiquitin-dependent protein catabolic process
Cellular component (GO): proteasome core complex; proteasome core complex, alpha-subunit complex; cytosol
Source: RefSeq, a predicted model, not a curated record
ACACCCCUUGUCCAUACUUAUCCUCCGACCAUGUCCAGAACCUCAUAUGAUAGAUACCUGACUGUCUUCUCCCCAGAGGGACGACUGUACCAAGUCGAAUAUGCCUUCAAGGCCAUCACAGGCUCUGGCCAUACAGCGAUUGCUGUGAGAGGGAAGGACACUGCGGUCGUGAUUACGCAGAAGAAAGUACCCGACAAGCUCCUCGACGCCAGUACUAUAACACAUUUGUACAGUAUAACACCAACAAUAGGCUGCGUCAUGACUGGUCUUAUUGCGGAUUCACAGGCACAGGUUACCCGUGCCCGCUCAGAAGCAGCGGAAUUUCGACACAAGUACGGCUACGAGAUUACACCAGAUGCGCUUGCUAGACGUAUCGCGAAUAUCAAUCAGGUCUACACUCAACGCGCAGCUAUGCGGCCUCUGGGAACUUCGAUGAUUCUCAUUGGCAUCGAUCCGGAGUUCGGCCCCCAGUGCUUUAAGCUCGACCCUGCGGGUUACUUCGUCGGCUUCCAUGCUGCUUCCGCUGGACAGAAGCAACAAGAAGCCAUGAAUCACCUUGAGAAGAAGUGGAAGAAACUCGAUUCCGGCAAUGGUGGCGAGGACGCAGCGAAAGCUGGCAAGACACUCAAUCGGGCAGAGGUCAUCGAGAUGGCCAUCGAAGCGAUAUCGACCGUCCAUGCGACAGACUUCAAGCCGGGAGAGGUCGAAAUCGGCAUCGUCUCGGAUGCUGAGGGCGAGGACACCAAGACUCGCGGCAAGUGGCGUGUCAUGCCCGAGGAUGAAGUAGAGACGCACUUGCUGGCUUAUGCAGAGAAGGAUUAAUGACCUGUAUGUCUACGGAUUGUUUCACCGACACGCUCUCGGCCCUUGCGCUUUGGCACCGACGAACCGAUCUUUGAAUGGGUUUCACCGUGAGUUAACAUGACGCCA